Molecule: messenger RNA, 4681 nt
Organism: Onychostoma macrolepis
Lineage: Eukaryota; Metazoa; Chordata; Actinopteri; Cypriniformes; Cyprinidae
Gene: fanci
Product: FA complementation group I
Exons: 37
Coding region: 173-4201 (1342 amino acids)
Biological process (GO): DNA repair
Molecular function (GO): DNA polymerase binding
Source: RefSeq, a predicted model, not a curated record
ACGUGAUAGGAAGCGUUUCAUAGACACACUGGCGGGAGUUUCGGUUGUUAUUAAACAAGCUAACGGCUUACCGACUGCAAAAGGCUAGAGAUUUCAAGCAACGGUGCUUCUGAAAAGGAACAUUUAUAAACAAACCCUACAUAAAAUUCACUAAACAGGUCAGUGUACAUAGAUGUCUAAUAUGAAGGUUACGGUGGAUAAAAUCCUAUCAUUAUCAGAGAGUGAUGGUGUAGAUGAGCUACAAAAGCAUCUCACUUUGCUGUCUGAUGAUCAGCUCACAACCAUGCUUACUAAUAGUGCUCUGAAAGGGAAGGACACUGGCAUCCUGAUCAAAGCUAUAUUUAAAGGUUCACCGGUAAGUGUUUCGCAUGGUGCUAACCGCAGACUGCUUGUGUACAAGCACUGUAUUCCACUGUGUGAAUCUGGAGACCUGCAGACGGAAGUGGCAUCAGAUAUCAUUGGGCUUCUGAUGUUAGAGACGCACAGUCUGCCUGGUCACGCAUUAGCCACGUUAGCGUCUCUAUAUGUGGAUGCCAUCAAAGUAGGUGAGAUGAAUAGUGGGAGAUCACUGGAACUUUUCCCUACAAUUCUAACAGCUCUUGCCGCUACAGAAGCAUUGGCUUAUGGGAAAGGUGAGCUAAGUGGAGAUGAAUACAAGAAACAGCUGAUCAACAGUCUUUGCUCUAGCAGAUGGGAUCCACAGUGUGUAAUACACCUUACGACCAUGUUCAGGGACGUUCCGUUAUCUGCUGAGGAGCUUCAGUUUUUGAUUGAGAAGAUUCUGCGGAUGUUCCUCAAAUUGGAUCUACAGGAGAUUCCACCUCUGGUCUAUCAGCUGCUGCUGCUGUCUGCCAAAGGCUGUAAGAAGUUGGUUCUAGAGGGAAUCAUCAGUUACUUCAAGAAGCAAGACCAACUUCAGAAAGAGGAGCAGAGAAAUGGAGAGAGUGAAGAUGUGGAGGUGCAGAGCAUACCACAAGAUCAGCUGCGUCACGUAGAAGGAACAGUCAUCCUCCACAUUGUCUUUGCCAUUCGUCUUGACCAUGAGCUCGGCAGGGAAUUUUUUAAAAACCUUAAGAUGGCCCACAGUGAUCCGUUGUGUCCCUUCAGUAUUGCUCUGCUGCUUUCUGUGGCUCGCAUACAACGGUACGAAGAGCAGGUAUUUGAGUUCCUGAAGGGCGCCAUCACUAAGAACUUCAAGGAUGAUCAGAUUCAGCACAGCUCUAAGUUUCUGCAGGAACUGCUGCCUCAGUGUAACAGCAUCUCAAACAUGAUUUUAGACACCAUCAAAAACAGUGUGUUUGGCUGGGAUCAUGUCACUCAAGGUCUGGUGCAACUGGGGUUUAUACUUAUGGAUUCUUUUGGGCCUAAAGCCGGAGCAUUUGGGAAGGUCACAGAAGGAACGUCAAGCACAGCUAAAACGCCAAACCAGCUAGCGUGCCGACUUGGUGGACAAGUUCUUCUUGAGAGCUUCAAGAUGCAUGAACCAAUCAGAGGGGAGAUUCUAGAACAAGUCUUGAACCGACUGGUGACUAAAACGGCCUCACCUGUCACCCAUUUCAUUGACCUUCUUUCCAGCAUUGUGAUGUCUGCUCCCAUGAUCCUCUUGGAAUCUUCCUCUAAGGUCACAGAAACAUUUGAUCAGCUCUCCUACUUGCCCCUCAGCACAGUUCAGGGUCUCCUCAAAGCUGUGCAGCCUCUGCUCAAAGUGAGCAUGUCUAUGAAGGAUGCCCUCAUCCUGGUCCUCCGAAAAGCCAUGUUCUCCAGUAAUUUAGAUGGCAGGAAGUCAGCAGUGGCAGGCUUCCUGUUGCUACUGAAGAACUUUCGAAUUCUGGGGAGCUUAGCUCCCAGCCAGGCCAGUCAGGCCAUUACAUCCAGCCAGGUCCAGGUGGACGUCCACUCGCGCUAUAACACUGCCGCUAAUGAAGCCUUCUGUCUGGAGAUCCUGAGCAGUCUACGCCGCUGCCUCAACCAGCAAGCUGACGUCCGGCUCAUGCUUUAUGAGGGUUUCCACGAUGUCCUUCGUCGUAACUCUCAGCUGACGAGUUCCAUCAUGCAGACCCUCCUGUCACAAUUAAAGCGAUACUUCGAACCAGAGCAAGAUCUGCUUCCGCCUCUAAAGCUGGAGUCGUGCAUCAGCGCACAUGGAGAUCAGGUCUUCAUCCAGGAGCCUCUGGCUCACUUGCUGUGCUGCACGGUUCACUGCCUGCUGUGGAACCAGAACAUACGGUCAGGUGGCAAUGUGAGCGAUGAUGAUGAUGAUGAUGAUGAAGAUGAGGAGGGUGGAGUCCAAAGUGAACUGCACGCUAUAUUGGAAAGCAUAACGAAGCGCAUGAUUAAAAGCGAACUGGAGGAUUUUGAGUUGGAUAAGUGUGCCGAAUUUUCAACAAGUUCCAGUGUUGGAGUGAAGAACAGUAUCUAUGCUGUGCUGGUGAUGGGACUGAAUGAGGUUCUCAUGGAGUACAACUUCAUCACUGCCAAUUACAAUAAGAACCAUUUUGAGGACGUUCUGGAGCUGUUCAAGCGCUAUCAUAAGGUGUCUGAUAUCCUAAAGGAACGGGCAGGGAAAAGCCGCCCCACGUCCAGCAAAACCUCUCGCAGCCUGCUGUCUCUAGGCUUCAUCUCCACACUGCUCACUGCCCUGUUCAGAGACAGCACUCAGAGCCGCGAGGAGAGCCUGUCUGUGUUGCGUUCCAGCGGAGACUUCCUGCGCUACUCUGUGAGUGUGGCUCUGCAGAAGAUCCAGCAGCUGGAGGAGACGGGACACACAGACGGGCCGGAGGGACAGAGCCCUGAUAAAACCUUCCGCCACCUCUGUGACAUCACCAGUGUGCUAAUGUGGCGCUACACCAACGUGCCGUCGACUGUGGAGGAUGCUGGGAAGAAGGAGAAAGGCCAGAGUGUGUCUUUACUAUGUCUGGAGGGUCUACUGCGAGUCUUCACCACCGUGCUACAGCGAUACCCGACACGCAUGAGCAACUUCCUGUCAUCUCUCGAUGUUUCAGGGGAAGGAGAGGCAGAGGGUGAAGGGUCUGAUCUGACAGAGCAAACAGCUUUCUACAUCCGCCAGUUUCAGCGAGCGCUGAUGAACCAGCUCAGCGGGGGAGAGGAGGAGUUCAACAGUAAAGAAGCUCAGUUAUUGGUCAGCAUCCUCAGUGUACUCUCACGGCAUCUCAAUCCUUCCUCUCAGCAGUUUGUGCAAAUGAUCACCUGGACUGUGAAAAUUUGUAAGGAAACCAACUUCGAGGACAUCUCACUCACUAAGGGCUUGCUGUCACUGCUGUUCAACCUGCACGUCCUGUAUAAAAGCCCAGUGUCUCUGCUCUGGGAGAUGUGCCAGGACAUACACAGCCAGCUGGGAGACAUUGAUCAGGACGUAGAGGUGGAGAAACAGUCUCAUUUUUCCAUCAUCAGCAUGAAAACUGCUGCAUCCACCACACUUCUAGUCUUGUCUCAAGUUGGAAAGGUGUUGGAUGAAGUCGACUGGUUGAUCGCCAAGAAGAAGGGCCAGAUUAGCUCCGACAGAACAAUUUCAGGAAACACCCAGCAGCCACUAGGCCAGCAGGACCCGAUUGAGAAGGCUGUCAUGAUUCAGUUAGGCACGCUGCUAACAGCUCUGCACGAGCUGGUUCAGACCGCCCUGCCCCCGGGACCCUGCACCGACACACUAAUGAGAGAGCUCAGUCGAACCUACAGCAUCCUGACUACACUUACCAAAUAUUAUAUUCAGCUGUGUGCGACCCAACCUGGCCAGCUACCUGCACGUUUGGAGAAAUUGGUGAAGCUGUCAGGGUCUCAUCUCACUCCUCAGUGUUACUGUUUCAUCACGUAUGUACAGAGUGGAGAGCUGAUGGCAGGAGGCCCGGAAAAGUUGAAGAAGAAGAAAAAAGAAGAUGAGGCGGUAGCAGCUGCUUCAGCUAAAGUCCUUCGUGAAACUAAAGCCAUCCCGAAUCUCAUUUUCAACAUUGAACAGUAUGAGAAGUUUCUCAUUCUUCUUUCCAAGAAAUCCAAGGUCAAUCUGAUGCAGUACAUGAAACUGAGCACUUCCAGAGACUUCAGAAUCAAUGCUGCCACAUUGGAAGCUGCACUGCAGGAACAGGAACAGCAGCAGGAUGAAAGCCAACAGGUGUGUCUUUGUUUAAAUGUUCAUACACAGACAGUGCUGUGGGUUUGGUCUCUUCAUCUUCUUUAUUUCUUUCUUUAGACUGAAGUUUCUCAGGUUUCAGAGGAAAAUCAAGCACCAAAGAAAAAGAGGAGGAAGCAGUGAAAAAAGAGCUUCUAGUCCUUUGCACUUUUUAACCACCCUGUUCAUUCAUUUCUCUCAUUUCAACACUGAGUUCGCACUAGGGGUGGCCAUUUAUGUGUUGAGAGAGAGACUGAAUCACCUGCGUUUAUUCUUUUCGUGCCACAAAUAUUAUUAUAUCCUUGUAGCUUAUUGUUUUCCUUUGGCCAACGACCCUUUGGUGAUCUCUAUAAUCUGAUAAAUGUCCAACGCCUCACCUGUUGAUAUGUAAAAACAGGAUCAAGUUGGUUCCCAGUGGCACAUCAACAAUAUAUAAAGAAUCCAUUUCUAACUCUGGUUUAAUUAAUACAUUGUAGUAUUUCAUUUUAUUUGAAUUUAUAGUGUUAACAAGUUCAUGUUCACAAAAUGCUGCUAUAAUCUUAAUAAACAAAUGUCCACAUA